CAAGAUGGGCCGGGGACCCGCCCAGGUCCAUGCCACCAAAUCCUGGGCUACAGCUACCCAGACCACGUGGCAGCUUCCAAUUGCAAGUCGUCCCUCAACGUGGGAUCCACGACAGUGGUCGGCAAAAUAUACAGGAAACCCACCGCCGCGGCCCCCACUCAACGCGGGCCAAGGCCACUUCUCUUUCGCUCUCUCUCUCUGUACCCCCCGCACUAAAGUCUCCUCGGUUCACCAAUUCCGGAAAGCGCUUUCCUCUCGGUGCGACGGAAACCCUAGAUUCUCUCUUCUGUUCUCCGCCGAUCAAGCAGCAAAAAUGGCUAACUCAGCAUCAGGGAUGGCCGUGAAUGAUGAUUGUAAGUUGAAGUUCCUUGAAUUGAAGGCAAAGAGAACCUACCGCUUCAUAAUUUACAAGAUUGAUGAGAAACUGAAGCAGGUAGUGGUGGAUAAAGUUGGUGAACCUGCUCUCAACUAUGAGGAUUUUACUGCCAACCUUUCUGCAAGUGAAUGUAGAUACGCUGUUUAUGAUUUUGAUUUUUUUACUGAGGAGAACGUCCCUAAAAGCAAGAUAUUUUUCAUAGCAUGGUCUCCCGACACAUCGAAAGUGAGGAAUAAGAUGCUUUAUGCGAGUACGAAGGAAAGCUUCAAGAGGGAGCUGGAUGGCAUUCAGGUGGAGUUGCAAGCAACCGAUCCAUCGGAGAUACAUCUUGAUGUCAUCAAAGGUCGUGCCAACUGACUGUCUUCUAUUGUCGGUUCUGCAUUGAAGAUAUAUUCGUUGCAGUCAGAUCUCUGAAAUGAAAUGUUUAUAGUUCAUCUUAUGGUGGCUUUUGCCAUAAUAUCAAAUUUGCUUGUUGAAGAUGCUUUAGCUAUCACAUUGUUUUCUGUCAUGUUUUCUUUUGAGUCCUCAUUUAUGGCAUACAAGCAGAUGAGUUUUUUUUUUUUUGGUUUAAUCAUGUUAUAUUGACUUCCAGUUUGAUGGCUACGACCUAUAUGUAUGAAACUGUUUGAUGGGUGUCCAUGUAAGCAAUUCUAGUGCGUUAUGAUUUGUAUGGUUUGGAAUGCGAUGUGCCAUUUUGGCAUUUCAAUGGUAAAUUUUUUUGCUUA
Dendrobium catenatum is the source of this 1101-nucleotide messenger RNA. RefSeq names its product actin-depolymerizing factor 7. Gene Ontology annotation, cellular component: cytoplasm; actin cytoskeleton. Lineage: Eukaryota; Viridiplantae; Streptophyta; Magnoliopsida; Asparagales; Orchidaceae. Gene Ontology annotation, biological process: actin filament depolymerization. The transcript is spliced from 4 exons. The record is from RefSeq and is a predicted model, not a curated record. Gene Ontology annotation, molecular function: actin filament binding. Bases 5 to 733 code for a protein of 242 amino acids.